AAUUUCCAUAUUUGAUCAAACAACAACGCCUCAGAUAUCAAGCGAUUCAGCUGUUUGUUGCCUGAGUUUGAUCAAUGGAUGAAAAGAAAUGGGAAAAUCUUCCCGAUCACAUAAUAGUGGGGAUCUUGUCUUUUCUGGGACUUUCUGACAGGUUAACAGCUUCGCUCGCGUGUAAACAGUGGCGUGAAUGUUUCGGUUCUCCGGUGUUAUGGCAUACAUUCCAUUUCAAAUUCGUCGAUUCAAAAGAGUUCAAGUACGCACAAUGCCUGGAGAACCACGGUCAUUAUCUAAGAACCGUAGAGAUUCAUUGUAAUCAAGAAGAUAAAAUCAACAGAGAAAGUGCUUGCACGCUUAUCCUUAUGUUAAGCGGUAUAAAAGAGCGAAGGCUUGAAAGGUUUACUGUCAAGUUUCUCGGAGAGAAUCCUUUGUUCUACGCAGGACAGGAAUUUAUCGAGUGUUUACGAGUUCUGUUCGACAAACCCAACGAGGAUGUUGAAGUACUCUCGACGUUGAAGUUAGUGGAUCUAAGCAAACUUCCGAUCGCCUAUGGCGACAAUUUAAUUAACUGCUUGGUGGAAAAUAAUCGCGACUUAGAGUCACUGAAUAUUCAAAACGCGGCCCUUGUUUGCAAAGUCACUUCCGGUUGCAUAGAAAAUGUGCUUGACAUGUGCCGGAAGAUGAAGUCCCUCGCGCUUCAUCAUACUAGCGUGACAGAGGAGAUAUUGUUGUCUCUCGCUGAAGAGAACCGGACUCCCCUCAAUCACCUCUCUAUCGACUGUAGACGAGAGGAAAAAUUUGGAAAAGACAUAACAUCAGAAACGUGGGAAGUCGUUAGGAGGAAGAUUCCUAACUUGCGUGUCACGCUAGCUUUCGACACUUCCUGUCCGAUGUACAAGGUUGAUAUGAUUUUGAAGCCCGAAGUUCCGGUGAAAAACCUUCGCCUGGAAGUCAUGUCCCAAGUCAUUGACCAAGUUUAUUUUGCUGCCAUGAACUACAGUGAAACUUUGGAAAUGUUGUCGAUUAGUACGACAAGUAGCGAGGAACUCGAAAAGGCGUUGUUGUAUCUUGUCACGAGGUGUGAUAGACUAAGAGAGCUAUUUGUGUUCCAGUGUUACAUUUCGCACGACACGAAACAAAAGAUUCUGGAACUUCGUCCUCAAUUGCAAAAAUGCUAUAUCAAGACUAAGCAGCUGCCAACGAAUUGAACGGAAGAAUGAGUUCCGACCGAACUGGAGUUAGUGCUCUUUUCCUUAACGAAUGCUCGAAAUCAUGAUAUUUUCUGAGUCUGAAUAUUAUCGAACUUUUCCAUUGGUUAUCAGUCCGGAUUUGACCCUUUCACCGCCAAGAUCUCGUUAUAAGUUCUUUCUAUUCUCUAAUGUAUAUUUUGUAUAACCCUAGGCGCAAAGAAUUGGAAUUCAAUUUAAACAAUGUUCACAUGAUGAUGUUUUCCGGCAUGGUCUGGGAAGGCAAAAGGGUCCCAGAAUCUAGCAGUACACGCCCAGUCAUUAAGAGGAUGCGUCGCCCACUUCGACCCAGGGGGAAAAAAUUGGUUUGGAAUAAGGCUCAUUGUACAGAAUCCCUUUUCAGUACUAAGGUAAUGGUGAAAUAUUAGUAUUUCUCCCGUUUCUGAGUUCUGUUUAUCAUGGUGCCUUU
Pocillopora damicornis (cauliflower coral) is the source of this 1653-nucleotide messenger RNA. RefSeq names its product F-box/LRR-repeat protein 8. NCBI's taxonomy places the organism in Eukaryota, Metazoa, Cnidaria, Anthozoa, Scleractinia, Pocilloporidae. Gene Ontology annotation, molecular function: protein binding. Gene Ontology annotation, biological process: positive regulation of protein ubiquitination. The record is from RefSeq and is a predicted model, not a curated record.